AUGGCCUCAGACUCCACGAUGGCGCCACACGUCCUCAGAAACGUUCUCGAUGUCUGCAUCAUUGGGGGCGGUCCAGCGGGUCUAUCUGCGGCCUUAUCCCUUGGGAGGGUUCUUCGAAGUGCCGUCGUAUUCGACUCUGGAGACUGGAAGGCGCACAGCGUCUCCCGCAUCGGCGGAGCUCACGACCAGGAUAAUCCGUCUUUGAUCCGGAAUGGGCUGAAGGCAGAGCUGCAACGAAAGUACAAGACCAUCAUGUUUGCCAAGACAGGAGCCAGGACCGUUCGUGAGGCCGGUCCCGUCUUCGAGGUAGAAGAUGAGAACGGACGAUAUUGGAAAAGCAGAAAGGUGAUUCUGGCGACAGGCACGCGCGACGUGUUGCUAGAUAUCGCGGGAUACAAAGAGUGUUGGGGGAAGGGAAUAUACAACUGCCUGCAUCGUUCCGGAUUUGAAAACUUCGGUGCUGUGAAUGCCGCUGUCCUUCUCACUUCAACCAGCCGUAUCAAGUUAUCCGAUGCGAUCUCAUGUGGUCAACUUGCACGGCAAUUUUCGACAAACAUAUGCCUGUUGACCAAUGGUACCGGAUCCCUGGCUUUUAGCGAUGUGCAAAAGGCCAGCGAAAUCCAUAGUCUCAGAGUGGACGACCGGAAGAUUCGGAGGCUUCAGACCUUGGGCUACAAUAGCGAUGCUUCAAUGGUUGUUGAAUUUGAGGAUGGAACAACGUCGUCGUUUGGCUUUCUUUUUCACAAACCCGAUACAGUUCCCAACGGUAGUUUUGCAGAGCAACUUGGGUUGUGUACUACGCACACGGGAGACGUCUCGAUUUCGGGUUCUACGCAAGAGACAAGUAGAAGAGGCGUGUUUGCGGCUGGUGACUGUGCUACGCAGGUGAAGCACGUGUCUGUCGCUAUGGGUGCUGGUUCCGCUGCAGGGGUUGGAGCAAACGCGCAGAUACUGCAGGAUGACUUCGAGAAAGAUUGGUGA
Molecule: messenger RNA, 981 nt
Organism: Colletotrichum gloeosporioides
Lineage: Eukaryota; Fungi; Ascomycota; Sordariomycetes; Glomerellales; Glomerellaceae
Product: Thioredoxin reductase sirT
Exons: 2
Coding region: 1-981 (326 amino acids)
Molecular function (GO): oxidoreductase activity
Source: RefSeq, a predicted model, not a curated record